Molecule: messenger RNA, 3770 nt
Organism: Polypterus senegalus (gray bichir)
Lineage: Eukaryota; Metazoa; Chordata; Cladistia; Polypteriformes; Polypteridae
Gene: rfng
Product: RFNG O-fucosylpeptide 3-beta-N-acetylglucosaminyltransferase
Exons: 9
Coding region: 404-1564 (386 amino acids)
Biological process (GO): regulation of Notch signaling pathway; pattern specification process
Cellular component (GO): Golgi membrane
Molecular function (GO): O-fucosylpeptide 3-beta-N-acetylglucosaminyltransferase activity
Source: RefSeq, a predicted model, not a curated record
CGCUGCGUUUCAUUUUGUGUACUCUCUCUCUCUCUCUCUCUGGCUUGCAAUUAGGGUCGCGGGAGUCAGCGCUUGAAAUCGACGGCUUUUUAUAGUCGGAGAAACGGACGUCUCUGUUUUAAGGUCUCAAAAAGAACACUGAAAUCUUAGUGGAGAUGCCUGUGGAAAUCCAGAGUUAAAAUGUCAUUCCCGACAACAUCCAGCGGGCAUUAGUGGGUAGAUGGGGCAGCGAAAACAAUGAGCCCGUGUGUGCCGGCAAGAUGCAGCCACCGCCGGACGACCGGAACGUGUGGGAUGUGACACUUUAUCGAGCUUUGUUUGGUGCAUAGUGCAAAGCAUAACCAUUAUGGGAAGCAGAGUGGAGUAUGAAGCUGGCCCCGGUGGUUGAACAGGGCUGCAAAGAAUGCACUUCUCCAGGGUUGUAAUCAGCAAACUCUGUUUCUUGCUGUCCCUCGCCUUUUCUGCCUUCCUAUUGGUCCUGAUUCCUGGCCUCCAGCCUCUGCGAAGACCAGGUCACCUUCCCCAGCCAAGGCCUCAAAAUAAGUCAGGCGGGGGACAAGGAGGCAGCAGCAGUUGGACUCCGGUGGGGUUGAAAAUCCACAAUGACAAGUCUAUAGCUGUAACCUGGGGAAGAAAAAGUAAGGCUGGAAACUCUGAAUUCAUGGGCAGAAACGUCAGUGGUCAUGCACCUCCUAGGAGAGGCGCACUGGAUCUAAACAACCAGCAGCAGUUGCCCAGUAAUGAACCCUUACAUUUAGAGGACAUUUUUAUUGCUGUGAAAACAACAAGGAAAUACCACAAGUCUCGGCUAGAUCUGCUGUUUCAGACUUGGAUAUCGAGAGCCAACGAAGAAACUUUCAUAUUUACAGAUGGAGAAGACAAAGACCUCAGAAUAAAAGCAGGAGAUCGUCUGAUUAACACCAACUGUUCAGCUGCUCACACUCGCCAGGCCCUGUGCUGCAAGAUGUCUGUGGAAUACGACAAGUUCAUUGAAUCUGGGAAAAAGUGGUUCUGCCAUGUGGACGAUGACAACUACGUCAACCUGGUCAGUCUGAUACGCUUACUCUCCAGGUAUUCCCACACUCAAGAUGUGUAUCUUGGGCGGCCCAGCCUGGAUCACCCCAUAGAGGCACCGGAAAGAGUCAAAAGUGAUGGCCUGGUAUCGGUAAAAUUCUGGUUUGCAACAGGUGGUGCUGGAUUCUGCAUAAGCCGUGGAUUGGCCCUAAAAAUGAGUCCUUGGGCCAGCUUGGGGAACUUUAUCAGCACUGCAGAGAAAAUUCGGCUUCCUGACGACUGCACCAUUGGCUACAUUAUUGAGGCCUUACUGGAGGUUCAAAUGAUUCACAGUCAUCUCUUCCACUCUCACCUGGAGAAUCUACAGCGACUUCCCACUGAGGCUGUACUUCGACAGGUAACGCUAAGCUAUGGUGGCAUUGAAAACAGGAGAAAUGUCGUCAGCAUAGGAGGAGCUUUUUCUUUGCAGGAGGACCCUUCAAGGUUCAAGACAAUCCACUGCCGUCUCUACCCAGAUACUGAAUGGUGCCCAAGCAAGAAGAGAACGUGAUGUCAAGCAUUCUGUCCACACCCAGAUGUCUGAACCCGUUUCCAUAAAACUUUUUUUUUUUUUUCGCAAUUAGAAUGAGAUGAAAAUGAACUAACUUAAUUUAUAAAAGUUUUGUAUAUAGCGCAAUGAGAAAGUUAUUUAAACUAAAAAUCACCAUAAAGACAAAAACAGCAGCACUGGGGAUCUCCAGGAGAGCAAGAAUCGAGAUUUUCAUUAUUUUGAUCAGGAAUUUGGAGGAACAAGGUGACCAAUGCCACAGGGUGGUGUCUGCAGAUGUCGAGCUCAUUCAUCUGAAUGGAAAUUCAAAUUUCAAACUGGAAGCGACUCCCAUAGAUACUCCACUCUGCAGGACAGCGUGGUUUGUGUUCUUUUAUGCACGUUUCUAGGCUUUCUUUUUCUGAGCCUAGCUGAAAAGUUGAGAUAUAUAUAUAUAUAUAUAUAUAUAUAUAUAUAUAUAUAUAUAUAUAUAUUUUUUUUUCUGUAAACUUAGUUUGCAUUUCAAUUUUAUGUUGGAGUCAUUUUUGUGGUAUGGUUAAUUCGGUGCAAUAUACAAUAAGUGGAAGGAUCUUUAAAAGCACAUUUGCUGCUAUUUGUUUUUCUUGAAGCAAAUGAUUUUUGUUUUUUUUAUAAAAUGUAAAAUGAAGAAUGAAGGUCUUGCAUUUCUAUAAAUUCAGCACACGCGAUCCUUCGGGUUGCUCUGUGCAUGAAAGUAUCGGUGCUCAGCUAGAAUGCGCCAUUUUCUUUUUUUUUUUUUUUGGGAUUGUGAAGAACAGCCUGCAAAGGAAUUCUUUUUUUUUCCAGAGUUGCGUUUCGCUAGUCUUACAGUACCUGCUCUUUCCUGGUUGGAGUCGCAGAGGGAUAACUUGGUGCCAAGUGGAAGUGAGCCACGCUGUGUAGACCUCACCCCAUCAGCUGGCAUGUUGUUUGAUGUUCGCUGCUUUCCACUCUGAGGAGACACAAGUGCCGUCGUCUUCGCCUGCGGGGUAAGAAAAAUAAGAUGAGCGGGAGCCGUUGUUGGCACUGCCAGUGAAUAGUUAUUGCUGAGAUUCAGAUUGAGAGAGACACAUCCUUGAAAUAUCGUCACAAAUGUGAUUGGCAACAAAGAGGGUAACAGAACUGUUUUACGGGAUUGUAAUUUUUGCCUUUUCCGGCUUGAUAUGCAUAUUCUGAUAACUCCGAGUGCGCCACACACUCCCAAGGCUUUGUGACAGCCAGGCCAGGCCAGGCCCUUCAGUGGCUUAUUCACCCCGGCAUUGAGUCUGUGGAAACAGAGGGAUUUGGUUGUUCUCUCUCUCUCUGUCUACCUGCUCUUUUCUUCUUCUUAGAGACGGCUGGACUGGCAUUUUUAAGAAAAUGAGAGCUGAUCAUGAGCCCCUCAGCUGCCCCUAGAAGACAGUACUGUAAGUGCGAGUGUCAGCAUUACCUGUAAAUCACUGCGUGUGUAAUAAAGGCCGUCCCUGUCACAGAUGAGCACAACUCCUUAAGUGUGAAACUAAGCGAAAACGUCGGCACGUUCUUAUGGAGCAGAAGCGGACCAAAGGAUAUGAAAACACAACACAAUCUUUUAAAUAUACAUCAGCUGUUUAUGUGCCAUUAUGUCGUGAGGAGAGCUCAAGUGUUUAAAAGGCUAGGCAGCGCAGCAGGGAGCGAGUUCAUCGGUUUUAAAAAGUAUUUUCCGGUGCCAUUCAUGAAUAAAUAUGAAUAAUAACAAGUAUUCCUUAAAAAAAGAGCUUCAACUUGUAAGUACCGUAUAUGCUUUUUAGGCAGAGAGCUUUCACUUUCAAAUGAGCCCCAAGUGCUUGAAGGUAAGGAUAAACUUAAUCGCAGGUUUCCGAAUAUGCAAUUAUUUUCAAUUCUACAUGCUGCCAAGGCAGUUCUUUUGUACUGCAGCUUUUCAAUUCCUGCUUUUUUUUUGUGACAAAUGCACAAUCUCCAUAGUUACAAAGGCUAUAGCUGCCUGUAAAGAGAAAAUUCUCGGGCAUAGUAUGGCUCUGACUGUUGCCUUUUCUCUUGUUAUCUUUUUACGGAUUUAACUUUAAUUCUUAGCCUACAAAAGGUGUACUUUUCAAAGUUGGCCGCAUUGUAUUGGAAUUCUUUGCACAAGGGAGGCACUGAACAGGCUGAUGCAAAAGUGUAUGUAAUGCUGCAUACUUCUUUUUGGGAGCCAAAAACGUGAAUUCAAAUAAAAGUCAAAUGCCAAAACGAA